Messenger RNA from Aspergillus luchuensis, 381 nucleotides. RefSeq lists its product as uncharacterized. The transcript has a single exon. NCBI's taxonomy places the organism in Eukaryota, Fungi, Ascomycota, Eurotiomycetes, Eurotiales, Aspergillaceae. Gene Ontology annotation, biological process: protein phosphorylation. Gene Ontology annotation, molecular function: protein kinase activity. The coding region runs from base 1 to 381 and encodes 126 amino acids. The record is from RefSeq and is a predicted model, not a curated record.
AUGGAGGGUGCAUUACAUGAAUCUGUUCCCGAGGUUGUGCGGAGACUACUCCGACGUCGGAUGCCGCCAGCUACGCCGUGGUAUACCUUUACCCAUGGGGAUCUUAGCUAUCGCAAUAUCAUGGUAAAGGAUGGCUGUGUUACUAGAAUCAUUGAUUGGGAGAAAGCUGCGUACAUGCCUUUAUGGUGUGAGUCUCUUUGUGUCUCAUUCUCGGGUUGUGAGGAAGAUGAAGCCUGGAAGAUGUUGUUGCGCAACUGCAUGCCUGGUUAUGAUGCUGCAUACAGCUUUUGGCACCAGUAUCACUAUCUCUGUCUCGAUCCGAACAUAUGUGGAAGGCAUCUCAUCGACGAAGCCGAGCGUGAGGCUCGUAUGAAUGAAUAA